Acanthoscelides obtectus is the source of this 852-nucleotide messenger RNA. The record is from the annotation of a GenBank genome assembly. Lineage: Eukaryota; Metazoa; Arthropoda; Insecta; Coleoptera; Chrysomelidae.
AUGUGUGACAUGGAUAAACUGUGCAUAUGUAUCCUAAUUUCAUUCAUCUCAUCUGUAUUAAGCCAGGCAUCAAUGAAUAACCCCAAACUGCUGACGCCAGCAAAACCUGUUGAAAUGAAGCAAAAUACCAUCGGUGGAAUUCUUCCUGUUAAAAAUAACUUGACUUUAACGUCGACGAUCUCCCCUGGACCGCAUCAGCAUCACAUUGUUCCCAAGACUGGUGUAAGUGCAGUAACAGAUGCUACACAUUUUGGCCGUGAGCAUGUAACUGAAAAUACUACAAAAUCGCACUCAAGUCAUGAAGACAAAUCCUCCGAAAAGCACUUAUACCAUGAUGAAAGUCAUGAACGACACAGUGCUGAAACUAAAUCAUCAGAUGUUCAAGAAAGGCUUCAUCAUAUGAAAAAUAAACCUGCAGCUGUAACACUGAAUUCUGCAAAAAAUCAGACAACACAGCCAAAUGUAACAGCUAAAACGAAUAAUACUCAGGAAAAUAUUAAUCAUAACCAUACAAGUACUCAUUCAAUAAACAUCAGUUCCCCAACUUUUUCCCCUAUUGUGAAUCGGACUAUACCAAAACCAGUGCCUACCAAACCCACAAGACCAGUGCCUGAGGAUAUCAAUUUUAUUCUUGCUAGUAAAAAUGCAGAACAUUAUGCCCCAUGUCUUGAAGCUAAAGACUCCAAAGGAACUAAAACAUCAGACAUUGUUGUUCUAGUGGUUGCUGUGAUUUUUUCAGUUCCACUGGUAGCUAUCGUUGUAUCUAUUUUAUAUAAAAAAUGGACAGAUUGGUGGCAGCACAGGAACUAUAGACGAAUGGAUUUUUUGAUUGAAGGCAUGUAUAAUAACUGA